Messenger RNA from Oncorhynchus kisutch (coho salmon), 3556 nucleotides. It is a transcript of the gene gas7b, whose product is annotated as growth arrest-specific 7b. Bases 614 to 2038 code for a protein of 474 amino acids. The transcript has 14 exons. NCBI's taxonomy places the organism in Eukaryota, Metazoa, Chordata, Actinopteri, Salmoniformes, Salmonidae. Gene Ontology annotation, biological process: clathrin coat assembly; clathrin-dependent endocytosis; neuron projection morphogenesis. Gene Ontology annotation, cellular component: plasma membrane; clathrin-coated pit; cytoplasm. The record is from RefSeq and is a predicted model, not a curated record. Gene Ontology annotation, molecular function: protein binding.
UUUCAAAAGUAUGACUACGUAGCUGCAUUCAUUGGACGUGCAUAUCAUUGAUCGGUGGAGCUCCGUUUCUACAGUUCACGUGAUGGCAAAGUCACAUUAUUUUCCACGGUCGCCUUGUCAAACCUUCAUAAACAAUCGCGUCUUGGAGAAGUGAUUCAAUUGACAAAGUACAUUACAUUUCAAUAGGCCCAGCCUUGGUGAAAGUUGCUAAUUGAUUACUAAUCCCCACAACAUAACUCAUGUGCAAAAAAAAAACGGAAGCGAGUACCGAGUUAUCUCAUAGAAAGGCGCAAUCGGAAUUGAAGGAGCACAGACUUGACUGUGGUCUUUGCGAAAGGGAGUUCACACAAACGGAGAAGCGCCCAUAUACACACGCUCAGAACGCAUCUGCGCUGAGCUCAGGAUUUUACAGGAUUCUUUUGACAAGGGAUACCUUUUCAUUCACUCAGCAAGUACUUUAACCAGAUUCGCAACAUGUUGGAUUGUUGUCAUUGAUGCGCUAACUAAUGAACAUUACAAGUUUGACAAGAAAGAGCCAAGUGAAUCUCGAGGAAGGGGAUCAAGUCUGUGUGAAUCUACGCGCGGACCCGACGUUAUCUUCUCCGGUAUAACGAUGUCUGGAUAUUACUGCAAAAGUUUAUACUCCUUCAGCGGGGAUCAACAUCAGCAGGGUUUGACUUUUGAAGUUGGAGAAAUCAUAAAGAUAGUUCAGCCGUUGCCUGGCGGCUGGUGGGAAGGAGAGCUGGAUGGAGUCAGGGGAUGGUUCCCAGCAAGUUAUGUUCAGGUCUUAGAGAAAACGGCGUCUAUGACCUCACUGCCUGUUGAGGACCUCGGAGAGCCUCUCCCUCAACACUGGAAGUGCUACAUGUCACCACAAGGGCGGCACUACUAUGUCAACACAGCCAGCAACGAGACGACGUGGGAGAGACCUUCCAGUGUACCUGGGACCCCCAACACCCCCCUGAAACACAAGAACUCACUACCUACAGUGAACGGGUUUCACUCCAGUGGCGGUACGUUGCAUCAGAAUGAACACUCCCACAUCAGUCUGGUCAAAAAGCCCAGUUCCGAACCACAGAAUCCAGGUCCUACAUCACCCACCAGGAGACAGAGCAAAGAGACUACCAUCACAAUGAACUGUGUAACGUUCCCCCUCCCCAUGAGUAUGCCUGAGCAGCAGCUGCUGAAGCCAGAUGAGUGGAGCUACUGUGACUACUUCUGGGAGGAUAAGAAGGACCCUCAGGGGACAAGCUGUAUCUCAGGGUUUGAGGUCUUGCUGCAGAAACAGCUGAAGGGGAAACAGAUGCAGAAAGAGAUGGCCGAGUUUAUACGAGAAAGAAUAAAGAUAGAAGAAGAAUAUGCCAAGAACCUCUCCAAGCUGUCACAGAUUCCCCUUGCAGGACAGGAGGAAGGUACUCUAGGGGAAGCCUGGGCGCAGCUGAAGAAGAGUUUGGCUGAAGAGGCUGAGGUUCACCUCAAGUUCUCCUCUAAGCUCCAGAGCGAGGUGGAGAAGCCUCUGUUGACUUUCAGAGAUAAUUUUAAGAAGGACAUGAAGCGGUUCGACCAUCACGUGGCAGAACUACGGAAACAUCUGGUCGGACGGCACACAGCCGUGGAGAAGGCCCGUAAGGCUCUAGCGGACAGACAGAAGGACCUGGAGGUGAAAACUCAGCAGAUGGAGAUCAAACUAAGCAACAAGAUCGAGGAGGACAUCAAGAAGGCCCGGCGGAAGUCCACACAAGCAGGAGAUGACCUGAUGCGCUGUGUCGACCUUUACAACCAGUCCCAGUCCAAAUGGUUUGAGGAGAUGGUGACCACAAGCUUGGAGUUGGAGAGGCUGGAGGUAGAGAGGGUGGAGAUGAUACGACAGCAUCUGUGUCAGUACACCACCUUGCGGCAUGAGACGGACAUGUUUAACCAGAGUACGAUGGAGCCAGUGGAUCAGCUGUUACAGAGUGUGGACCCAGCUAAAGACCGAGAGCUCUGGGUCCAGGAGCACAAGACAGGAGACAUCAGGCCUGUGGACAUUGAGAUAUAACACACACAUGUGGAUCCACAAGCCUAAAUCUUUACUAGGGCUUCAAGACCUUAGCCCACCUUACUAAAGUCAACUUUGUGAUAUUAUGGACAUCCUGAGAAAUGAGAAUAGGUCAUUAGAGAGAGGUUUAAUGGCAUGAUUCACAAUGUCAACUCAUUCUACUAAAAAGAAGUGAUUCUGAAAGUGAAUGACAGCAGUGUACCACCAGACAGUAUUCUUGAUGCCCUUGAGUAUUCUAUAUGUAUGGUAGACAGACAGUGUUCAUUAUGCCCUAGACCUUGAGGACUACUAUAGGGAAGACAGGUGUAUAUGGGCCAAACUCAAGUGGGGGGAAUGUAUUACCAACAUAAACAAACGGAAUGGCUAUUUUGACCUGUACAUAAUCUAUGGUCUACAGUACAAGCCUGUGGGACUGAGGCUGUGUGAACUUUAUCCCCUUCCUUAAAAUAACCCCAAACAAAUUCUGUAAAUUGUUGGCCAACUGAAAUACUGACGCAAAGGUUAAUUAUGAAAUGUAACGGCUACUGCUGCUUUUGUGUAAUAACCGUCCAUCAAAUGCAUUCCAAUUUAUAGAUUAUAUCUUAUCUGCGCCACUACAUCGAAACUAUAAAGUGAGGUGAACAAAAGGUUUUUAAGGUGAAUAUUGAUUCCGCAAACCUAUAUGAAAUGGGUAGUUUGGAAGAGGGAUUGACACACAUGUAACAAUCUACAACGUUUUGUGAUGUUUUCCUUACUGUUGAAUUGAUCAACAUUUGAAUUCUAGUCUAUAAGGGGGGCAGUACAACUGGGAUGCUGUUACAAGGGAAUGUGCUUUAGCUUUUUGUAAAUACAAGAUGAAUAUAAUGGGGUGUCGAAGUAAACCAUCUAAAGAAUGAAGGAUGUAAAAUAGUGGAAUCGGCAGCAAAACAGAUGAGAUAUAUAUAUAUAUAUAUAUAUAUAUAUAUACACACAUUACACAGGAGUGAUGGUACAAAUAAUAUAUUAAACUGAUAUUACACAACGAUUAUUUUUCUACUAAAUGAAAUGACGACAACGUUGUUUCAGAGACAAGCUAACUGGAUAUAGAUCCUCAACUGAAGAUGAAAUGGUUACAGUAUAUCACGAUCCCGUUUCUCUCCCGUGAGUAUUACGUACAUGUUACUACUGUUCCGUGCAGACGCAUACAUGUUGUACAGACUUUUCCAUUAUUGUUUGUUUGGUGCAACAAGAACCGUGAACAUCCCAAGGAUUCUGAAUAUGGACAUAACUGCUGAAUGUUUGGCAUUUUAAUGUUUCUGCAUUGAUAUGAUAAAUAUAUAGAUAUACAGCUUAUGUUACAUCUAUCUCUGGUUGUUCCUUUCUGCUGUUUUUUUAUUUUCCAAUAUAACCAGGUGAUUUUUUUUUUUAGGUGUUUUGUGUUUCUGGCAAAUUAUUUUGAGGGUAGAAGAAGACAUUUCAGGGAUGAAUAAAAAGGGUUUAUUUCUUAACACAUUUUCACAUUCAACAAUAAAAUGCUUUGGACAAGUAAUGUAAAAAUGC